Molecule: messenger RNA, 1155 nt
Organism: Lasiodiplodia theobromae
Lineage: Eukaryota; Fungi; Ascomycota; Dothideomycetes; Botryosphaeriales; Botryosphaeriaceae
Product: U1 small nuclear ribonucleoprotein
Exons: 4
Coding region: 1-1155 (384 amino acids)
Biological process (GO): mRNA splicing, via spliceosome
Cellular component (GO): precatalytic spliceosome; U2-type prespliceosome; U1 snRNP
Molecular function (GO): U1 snRNA binding; mRNA binding
Source: RefSeq, a predicted model, not a curated record
AUGACGGACAAGCUACCCCCAAACCUGCUCGCGCUCUUCGCGCCGCGCCCGGCACUGCGCUACCUGCCGCCGUCCGACCAUGCGCCCGAAGCACGCAAGACGAUGCAGAUUGAUGGCGUCGGCAGCUACUUGCAGGCGCUCAAGGACUACGAGGACGAUUACGUGCCUACCGAGAGCUGGUUGCAGCGCAAGGAUCGACUGAAGCGAGAAAAGGCUGAGAAGAUCGAGAAGACUCUCACUGAGGGUGUCGCCAACUUCAAGCCUGCCGACGACCCCAACGUGCGAGGCGACCCCUUCAGGACGCUGUUUGUCGCGCGGUUGUCCUACGACACUGAAACCAAGGACCUGGAGCGCGAAUUCGGUCGUUUUGGUCCAAUCGAGAGGAUUCGCAUUGUACAAGACACGACCAAGCCUGAAGAUGCGCCUUCUAAGAAGAAGAAUAGAGGUUACGCAUUCAUUGUUUAUGAGCGUGAGAAAGAUAUGAAGGCUGCCUACAAAGAGACCGAUGGAAUCCGCAUCAAGGACCGUAGAGUUCUGGUCGACGUCGAGCGUGGCCGUACCGUUUCAGGCUGGCGCCCCCGCCGCCUUGGUGGAGGACUUGGUGGACGCGGAUACACCAAAGCACUCCCCGCUCGCCCCUCAGGUCCUGGUGGUUUUGGAGCUCCCUCGGGACCAGGUGGCUUCAGAGGAGGAUAUGGUGGGGGCUUUCGCGGUCGCGGCGGCUUCCGUGGAGGCGGCGGCGGCUACGGCGGAGGUGACAGAGGUGGUGGGUACCGUGGUGGCGGUGACCGUGGAUACGGAGGCAGGUCCGGAAUCGGCUACCAGUCGAACGGCUGGGGUGGUCAAGCACCUCCAGAGGGCGCGCCAGCAGGUCCUCGCGGCGGCGGUAGAUCUGGCGGCUACGGUGGCCGCGAUGGCCCUGGCGGCGGCGGUGGUGGUGGUGGUGGUGGAUAUGGAGGCAGUCGCUAUGGUGGCGACAGGUACAGCGACAGGGACCGCGGUGCCAGCGGUAGCAACCGGGAGCCAGUGGGAUCGAGGCGCGAGUAUCGCGACCGCGAUCGCGACGGUGGGUAUGGCCGCGACGACUACUCAUCCCGCAAGCGCGGCUACGAUGGCGACAGCUACGAAGACUCCAGGAGCAAGCGCAGGUACUGA